AUGGAUCCUGGGGCUGUAAUUACGCAAAUUAAUAUAAUACAAAAUGCAUUAGGUGUUAUUGCGACGUAUUUGGCUCUCACUGCAUACCUUUUUCCAAAGCAAGCAAACAUCUUCAAUGACCAGGAGUUCGAUUUUAUCAUAGUGGGUGCAGGGUCAGCCGGUAGCGUACUGGCAGACCGGCUGACUGAAUGUGGAAAUUUCAGAGUUUUGCUUCUAGAGGCUGGUGAUGAUCCACCUCUAGAGUCCCUUACGCCAAGUCUUUUCCCGUACCUACCACGAACAAAAUUUGAUUACAAUUAUACAUCGAGAAACGACCACCGAACAUACCAAAGUCAUAAAAUCGGCGCCCUUAACUUGACGAGCGGUCGAGGACUGGGGGGUAGCAGCAGUGUUAAUUACAUGGCAUAUGUCCGUGGUUGCCCAGACGACUACAACCAUUGGGCCCGAGCAACGCAAGACUCCACUUGGAACUCAAGUGAAGUGUUUCCGUACUUCCUUAAAAGUGAGAAGAUCGAAAGCCCUGAAAUUUUGUGGUCCUCUUAUAAAGGAUACCACGGCACCGAUGGCUUUUUAAAGGUCACAAGAGAGAACAGGCCAGAAAUUAAUAAAUAUUUAAAGAGUUUCGAAGAAAUAGGUAAACCUUUAGUGUUUGAUAUUAAUGGUCCUUCAAAUUUAGGUUAUACGCCUUUGCUUGUCACUAUAGCGGACGGUUUCCGACAGUCAACGGCGCUUACCAACCUAGCGAAUAAAGAUCGUUCAAAUCUUUUUGUAAGGAAAAACAGUUUUGUCACCAGAAUUGUAAUCGACGAAGACAAUAUAGCUCGAGGAGUCGAAUUCGAAACCGAAGAUAAGAAAACCAUUAGAGCGUGGGCGCGACGUGAAGUUAUCGUGUCCGCCGGAACGAUGAAUUCCCCGCGCCUGCUCAUGCUCUCCGGUAUAGGUCCCGAGAAACACUUGGGAAAAUUCAACAUCAAUGUGAAAAAAAACCUUCCAGUCGGCUACAAUUUCCAUGACCAUACAAUUUCUUUGAUUUCCAUUAAGACUGAAGAGUCAUCAGGGUCCAGCCCGGCGCCUGAUCCACACACUCUCCCCUUUCCAGUUUUUACUGGAUUCAUUGCACUAAACGACUCGCAGACGUGUCCAGAAUAUCAGACUCUAAUAUUCGUAGUUCCGAAUGAUUCGGAAGCACCGCUGCAGCUCUGCUCGUUUAAUCUUGGCUUCGAGGACUACAUUUGUCAAAAUAUCUUUCAAGCCGGUAAAGGGCGAAACACCCUGUACGUAAACCUCAGUUUGUUGCAUCCUAAGUCUAGGGGACGCGUUAAGUUGCGUAGUUCCAACCCUCACGACCCCCCAGUGGUCGAGCCCGAGACCUUUUCAAACAUUCAGGACCUCCAUGAUCUCGCUAAGUACGUCGCUGAUUUUGCAAAAAUAGUUAAUUCUACAUAUUUUAGAAGUAUUAACGCAGAGUUCGUGGACUUGGUAAGUCCAAUGUGUAAGGAGUGGGAAUUUGGAAGUCAGCAAUACUGGCGCUGCUACGUGCUGAAUACGAUGACAACGCUGUGGCACUACGUUGGUACUUGCGCCAUGGGCACGGUGGUGGACAGUCAGCUACGGGUGUACGGUGUGCGUAGGCUACGUGUGGUGGACGCAAGUGUAAUGCCAAGGAUUGUGGGGGGAAACACCAACGUACCCGUCAUUAUGAUUGCCGAGAAGGCUGCAGACUUCAUUAAACGACAACAUUCUCGUCACAAUGUUAAAUCGGAAAGCUGGAAAUCAAUUUUUUAUGGAAUUUGA
This is a messenger RNA of Leptosia nina, 1794 nucleotides long. The record is from the annotation of a GenBank genome assembly. NCBI's taxonomy places the organism in Eukaryota, Metazoa, Arthropoda, Insecta, Lepidoptera, Pieridae.